This is a messenger RNA of Odocoileus virginianus texanus, 6088 nucleotides long. The record is from RefSeq and is a predicted model, not a curated record. NCBI's taxonomy places the organism in Eukaryota, Metazoa, Chordata, Mammalia, Artiodactyla, Cervidae.
AUGGCAGCCUUGGCCACGUGGAUGGAUGGAGCCGGCUCCCUCUUCACCCCUCCUUUGAUGCCUUGGUUCCUGCAGAGCGGUGUGUUCCCGUCUGCUAGUCCGUUAACUCCGGGGCAGCCGUGGUCCGCUCACAUAUGGAAGGUCACGGCCAGGGGGUUUGGGCCGCUGCUGCAGUUCGCCUACACCGCCAAGCUGUUACUCAGCAGAGAAAACAUCCGCGAGGUCAUCCGCUGCGCCGAGUUCCUGCGCAUGCACAAUCUGGAGGACUCCUGCUUCAGCUUCCUGCAGACCCAGCUUCUGAACAGCGAGGAUGGCCUCUUCGUGUGCCGGAAGGAUGCGGCGUGCCAGCGGCCGCACGAGGACCACGAGGACAGCGCCGGGGAGGAGGAGGACGAAGAGGAGGAGACCAUGGACUCGGACACGGCCAAGAUGGCUUGCCCUAGGGACCAGAUGCUUCCAGACCCCAUCGGCUUUGAGGCCAGCACCAUCCCAGUGGCAGAGAAGGAAGAAGUUUUGUUGCCCGAGUCUGACGUGCCCGCGGACGCCAAGGAGAGCUCGGCCAAGGACGCGUUAACGCAGUACCCCAGAUACAAGAAAUACCAGCUUGCAUGUACCAAGAAUGUCUAUAACGCAUCAUCACACAGUACCUCAGGUUUUGCAAGCACAUUCAGUGAAGAUCACUCUGGCACCAGCCUCAAGCCGGGGCUUGCCGUGGGGCAGAUUAAAAGCGAGCCGCCCAGCGAAGAGAACGAAGACGAGAGCAUCACGCUCUGCCUGUCCGGGGACGAGCCUGACGUCAAGGACCGAGCGGGCGACGUGGAGAUGGACCGGAAGCAGCCCAGCCCCGCGCCCGCGCCCGCGCCCGCGCCGCCGGCAGGGGCCGCCUGCCUGGAGCGGGCCCGGGGCGCGCCCUCCCCGUCCUGCCUGCGCUCUCUGUUCAGCGUAACAAAAAGUGCGGAGUCGUCCGGCCUGCCCGGCACCUCUCAGCAGCACUUUGCCAGGAGCUCAGCGUGCCCCUUCGACAAGGGGAUCACUCAGGGUGACCUUAAAACUGACUACGCCCCUUUCCCGGGGAGUUACGGGCCGCCCCACGUGGGCCAGAAGGACGCGCACAGCUUCGCCAUGGGGUCGCCCCUCAAGGGCCCUGGCCUGGAGGCGCUCUGUAAACAGGAGGGCGAGCUGGACCGGAGAAGCGUCAUCUUCUCCUCCGGCGCCUGUGACCAAGCGAGCCCCGCGGUGCAGUCGUAUUCUGGGGUAAGCGCUCUGGACAAAGACCUCUCCGAGCCGGUGCCAAAGGGCCUGUGGGUGGGGGCCGGCCAGUCCCUCUCCAGCUCGCAGGCCUACCCGCACGGUGGGCUUUUGGCGGACCACUUGCCGGGAAGGAUGCGGCCCAACACGAGCUGCCCGGUGCCGAUCAAAGUGUGCCCUCGGUCGCCGCCGCUGGAGGCCAGGACGAGGACCUCCAGCUCAUGCUCCUCCUACUCCUACGCCGAGGACGGGAGCGGCGGCUCGCCCUGCAGCCUCCCCCUCUGCGAGUUCUCCUCCUCCCCGUGCUCCCAGGGAGCCCGGUUCCUCGCCACCGAGCAUCAGGAGCCAGGCCUGCUGGCAGACGGAGUGUACAGCCAGGUCCGACCCCAGAUUAAAUGUGAGCAGUCCUACGGAACCAACUCCAGCGACGAGUCCGGAUCGUUCUCGGAAGCAGACAGUGAGUCGUGCCCUGUUCAGGACAGGGGCCAGGAGGUCAAACUUCCAUUUCCUGUCGAUCAAAUCACAGACCUUCCGAGGAAUGACUUCCAGAUGAUGAUCAAGAUGCACAAGCUGACUUCGGAGCAGUUAGAGUUCAUUCACGAUGUCCGCCGGCGCAGCAAGAACCGCAUCGCCGCCCAGCGCUGCCGCAAGAGGAAGCUGGACUGUAUUCAGAACUUGGAAUGUGAAAUCCGCAAGCUGGUGUGUGAGAAGGAGAAGCUGCUCUCGGAGAGAAACCAGCUGAAAGCGCACAUGGGGGAGCUGCUGGACAACUUCUCGUGCCUCUCCCAGGAAGUCUGCCGGGACAUCCAGAGCCCCGAGCAGAUCCAGGCCCUGCAUCGGUACUGCCCCGUCCUCAGGCCCGUGGCUCUUCCCACAGCCCCCAGUAUUAGCCCCGCGCCCCUGGGCGUGGAGCAGUGUGCGGCGGGGGAGAGCGCGCCCUGCUGCUUGGAGCAGGGGGCGGCGGCCCCCGGCCCCCCCUGGGCCCCCGGCAGCGCCUCGGAGAACUGUACUUCUGCUCGGAGGCUGGAGGGCACUGACCCGGGGGCUUUCUCUGAGCGAGGGCCUCCCCUGGAACCCAGGAGCCAAACGGUGACCGUGGACUUCUGCCAGGAAAUGACUGAUAAGUGUACAACGGAUGAACAACCCAGGAAAGAUUACCCCCAGUGACGGCCUGCCUGCGAGUUCUCAGCCCCCUCCCACACAGCUGUCCUUGGGUCAGCCUGCAGUGCUGUUCGUCUGUCGUCUGGAAGAACCGAGAAGGAAUCUGGUGCACACUACAGCGGUCUUAGCAGCAAUACUGUUUCUUAGUAUUCUCUCCUCCCUUCAAGCAGGAGCGACAUAUAGUUACCCUCACAAUGGUGCUACCCCUUGUUCAGGCAAGGGAAGACGACAGUGGCAAAGCUGUCUGUCUGUGGGUUCAUUUCAGUCUUUACAGGGAUGGACUAACACCUCUAGGACCCAACCGCGGAUUUCUUUUCUCCGUGGCCCAUGUCACAAAGCCUAUCUCAGGAAUUUCUUCUGAAUGUUCAACUUUUUUCAUGGAAGACAGCUUCUAUACACAUCAAAGUUUUAUAGCUAGACUGUACAUAGUAUAUAUAUAAUAUAUAUGAAAUAUAUUAUCUCUCUCCAUAUGCAAAAGUCCUGCAUGCCUCAAUUUUCUCCUCCUGAAACUGGAAACUUGGUUUCUCGUUUAUAAACAGGUUCCAACAUUCCUCUUUUGUCUCUGAUGCUAGAACCGGUUUGUAACUGUUAACCUGGUCAUUUUUCUUGCUUCACAGUUCAAGUUGUGCUUAUUUAUGGACAGAAUUCAGUGUUGGAAGCUUUCUUUGACAUUUUAUUUCAGACCUUUUAUUUCUUGCUGGUUUGGUUUGAUUUGGGCACUCUCAGAUGGUGCCAGUUGAGUAUCAUGGGUUGUUUUUUGUUUGUUUUUUUUUUGCGGAUACUGUAUAGUCAAGGUCAACUUUGCCACUUGCACUGAGUUUUGGGUCAAACAUAUUUUCUUAAAUGAAGUUGUCACUUCAGUAUAACUCAAGUAAACUGUAUAUUCUUUGCUCUUACUUCAAAAAGUAAAACAGCUAAUUAAAAAAAAAGCACUCAGGUGAUAAUUAUGUAGGAAAAACAAUCUUGCCAAAUAAUGAAUUCAUCCUAGGAUGUAGACAAUAAUCUGCUUGAAUAUUUUUAUAUUUCACCUCCUCCCCACCUUUUCCUAAGCAAAGUUAAAAUGCAGAGUGUUCAGAGUUGAUGUUCAGAUUUCUAAGUGGGGAAAGAGUUUGGACAUCUCACUGGAAAGUGCAUUGAAACAGCGGGAAUCGUGAUGUUAUACUGGAACUCAGCAGGCUUCGGCUCCUAGAUACCAAGUUAGAACUGGUUUCUCAGCCAGGGAGUAAGUCCCAUUCAUUUCAACACUGCCCCAGACCUCUGCCUGCUCUGGAUGUACAGAACAGUAGGAACUUCUUCGAAGGACUUAGCUGCUUGGCCACCCAGCCCAGGACCUGCCUCCCCUGGGACUCACCUGGGGGGCUUUGCAUCACCGCCCUGGGGGUCCCACCUUUAUGUGGCUGUCCUGGGGUUGAUGCGGCGGGCCCCGCCCGAGCAGGAGAGAGCAGGACAGUUGUAGCCUGAAGUCUGUUCCUGGCGCAGACAAAAGCAUUUCUUUCUCCCUUGUUUCUCCAGAUGCUUUAAGUUGCAUCCUGAGGUUUUCCCACCAAUUCUCUUGGUCUGAAGGCAGAUUUCAUUCUGAGGCUUUGGAUACGAUGCGUCCAGGAGCCCUCCCUGCCCCUGACCCCCACCACGCACCUCCCUACUCUCUCCUGAUGAUGAUUUCCUUCUUUUGCUGCAAAACUGGUUGACUUGCAACCCACAGAGAGCGGCUUCCCUUGGCUCAGGGGGCGUGUGGGCCCCUGGCUGCGUUUACAGGAAGGGGUGCAGACCCCUCGAAGCCUGUGCUGGGGGAGAGUUCAGUCCCCUGCUCCUGUGGGUCCUCCAGCUUGGCUGCGGGGAGGAGUCCUGAACAGUUUAAUGUGGGGAUGGGGUGGUGGGCCGUGGGGACUAGACGGUUGAUUUUGUUUCUUCAUUUGUGCCAUUGUUUGGAAGAUAUUAAAGCUGCAUGUGAAAGGGGAAAUUAGUAUAUGACGUAGGCGAAACGUGAAAUCAUAGUAACAUAUGUUUUAGUAUUAUUAACUUUUUUCUGUACAAAUAUUAGUGCUAAAUGUUUAAAUAUGUAUGAAUGCCAGAAAUUUGUUGGUUCAUGCGGUAGGGUUUUUUUAAAAAAAAAAAAAGGCUUUUCUUUGAAAAUAGUUCCACUUUUAGAACCUGCCUCUGGGCUUUUGUUUUUUCUCGUCUGUGUGUAUGUGUGUGUGUGUGUGUGUGUGCAUUUGUCUAAGAUACAUUUUGCUCCUGCUCUGAGUCGAGGCUACGGUUUCUGUAGUGGCUGUUGGAAUUUCUUGGCCUGGUUCUGUGCUUCUCUGUGAGGUCUGCCUUUGGGGAAGACUGGUGACAGCUCUGAUUUAACUCAAUGUGAAUGCCGUGAUCCUGUGUGUUCUGGUGGAAGAGUUGGCUAAAAGGUUUGUUUGUUUGUUUGUUUUUUGGUUUUUUAACUUUUGUUGCCUUUUUAAAGUGACCUCCUCUUCUUUUAAAAAAGGAAUGAUUUCUGCUCAUAUCAUAACCAGGUCCAAACUGGCUCAUUGCUGUGAAUGACCCUGGUACCCACUCAUGUGCAUCUGGUCGUCUUGACCCCGUUCUGAAUGCCCCCCCCCCCCUUUAUCCUGCGCUGCUGGCUUCCAGCUGGGGAGGGUUUCCUGUAUAUCUCUCCCCCCAACUCAGCCCAUGGCCUACUCUGGCCAACCCCUGCCUCAAAUGUCUUCCUCUUUGCUAACCACACCCUCGCCACGCCUGCCAUGGGAAGCAGCCAGUUAAAAACACUGCUGGAGAAACUGUCUUUCGAUUUCUUGGAGGUUUGAACAAGCUGUUGGGUCUGGUUCACUGUCCACCGGGAACAGCGACUGGCUUUGUUCAGCUGUUGACGUGACGUGUCUGUGUCUCUUACUGCUCUGAACCAUGUGCUUGUCAAGAUUAUUUCCAGGUUGAUUCAAAGGGAGGACUAGCUGGGGACCACGGUCCAGGUUGCCUCAAGUGGAGUUUGCAAACCAGCCUGUCUCCUUUUCCUGGGAUCCAUUAGUGCAACCCAAGUCUUUUAUGAAAGAGAAAAGCAAGUAAACGGCACGGAAUAGUGUUUAUGUGGAAUGGUGACAUCUAGUUGUACCAUUAAGGUUCUAUCCUUACAGAUAUAAAGAGCUCUGGCAUUUAUAUUCCAGCCAUGAAAUGUUCAGGAGGGUCCUUGUGUGUCUCCAAGCGGCUGGGGCAGGCAUGGGCUGCCGCAGCAGGGGCAGUAUAGAGGUGGCCCUGUGGCUGCUUAACAUCUGCCUGAAACUAUCCUCCCCUCGGGUCUGCCUUCCUUCUACUUGUGUCUCCAGACAACCUCACUUCGUUCAGAUCGGUCCGGCUUGGGCAGGUGCGUGCUUUGCUGUAUAUGUCUGUUUCUCUGCGUUAUCUGGGGGGUGCCUUGAGUAAAAUAACUUCAUGACAUACUGAUUCUGGAACAAACCAUGGCAAAAACAAAUAAACAAAAGAGCUGGAAAAGUGACUGGGCCACCUGCUCCUCUCUUCUGGGUUCUCUUAAUGACUCAGGCAUCAGAGGUGAUGCUGCCGUAGGGAAGGGUAUUUUGUAUAGCGUACAAAUAAUUUAUUAACUGUAUUUCUAAAGGUAUGCUGCUUUUAAGAUGCACUAUGAUUUUGGAUUUAAUCCUUGUGUUGCUUUCCCAAGGAAGUAAAAAAAAAAAAA